Hemibagrus wyckioides is the source of this 3805-nucleotide messenger RNA. Its product is annotated as solute carrier family 35 member E2A-like. Lineage: Eukaryota; Metazoa; Chordata; Actinopteri; Siluriformes; Bagridae. The coding region runs from base 416 to 1594 and encodes 392 amino acids. The record is from RefSeq and is a predicted model, not a curated record. Gene Ontology annotation, cellular component: Golgi apparatus. Gene Ontology annotation, molecular function: antiporter activity. The transcript has 9 exons.
UCGGCAGGUGAACGGCGCGUCGACACGUUGUAGUGGAGCAGAGGGAAGUCUUGCGCGUUCAUUAUCCGCGUUGAUUAACAACGAAACUAGGGAGAGGUUGUUAGAUUUGACGAUUUUGUGGACCAUGCCAUGGUGCACCGCACAGACUCGUUACUUGAUUUCUGACUAGACUAUUAUUUCGUCUUAGCAAUGGUGAAGUGGUGCAGUUGGUUGGUGGAGAGCUGAUUUUCCCACGGUGAAGAAAAGAGCAGUAUGUGGCAGGGAACAUCCGAUUUCCACCACUAGACUCUUCAACAUGUACUUCUUCCUACUUUGAUCACCAUUAUUGCCCUUUACGAUGGAGUAGAUCUGCCACUUCACUAUCUCCCCCUGCGUCCUGAAGAGCGGGUGCUCCUCGUAAAGCCCCGCGCUCUCUAUGUGCGCCAUGCCGAGUAACGGCCGAGCGGGGAGAUCCGUCUUCUCCAAGCUUCUUUUGCCGUUCAGGAGGCAGCGUCAUGAGCGGGUCAUCUUGGCACGCAGCGAGAGCGUACCCAGUGAACACGUCUUAAAAGUCACCAUCACCGAGACGACGGUGAUCGAGGCCGACUCGGGCGUGUGGAAUUCCAGAUCGCUGGCAUACCUCACCCUGUGGUACUUCUUCAGCUUCUGUACGCUGUUUCUCAACAAGUAUAUCCUGUCCUUGCUGGAGGGAGAGCCGAGCGUACUGGGUGCUGUACAAAUGCUUUCCACCACAGUGAUUGGCUGCGUCAAGAUGUUUGUGCCUUGUUGCCUGUACCAGCACAAAUCCCGUACUGAGUACCCACCCAACUUUCUCAUGAUCAUGCUCUUCGUGGGAUUAAUGAGGUUCACCACUGUGGUAUUGGGGUUGGUUAGCCUGAAAAGUGUAGCAGUGUCAUUUGCUGAGACGGUGAAAAGCUCAGCCCCCAUCUUCACCGUCAUAAUGUCCAGGCUGAUACUAGGGGAAUACACAGGUCUUUGGGUGAACCUGUCUCUAUUCCCAGUAAUGGCCGGUCUGGCUCUGUGUACAGCCACUGAAAUCAGCUUCAACAUGCUGGGCUUCUCUGCUGCUCUCUCCACUAACAUCAUGGACUGCUUACAGAAUGUAUUCUCUAAGAAGCUGCUUAGUGGGGACAAAUAUAAAUUCAGCCCUCCAGAACUGCAGUUCUUCACUAGUGCUGCUGCGGUGCUCAUGCUCAUCCCUGCCUGGGCAUUCCUCAUGGAUAUACAUUUGUUUGGGAAAAGUGGGCGUGGCUUAAACCUGAACCAGGACAUUGUGGUGCUGUUGCUGUUUGACGGAGUCUUGUUUCAUCUGCAGAGCGUCACGGCUUACGCCCUCAUGGGACGCAUAUCACCGGUCACUUUCAGUGUGGCGAGCACGGUGAAGCACGCUCUGUCUAUCUGGCUGAGCAUCAUCGUGUUCAGUAACCCCAUCACACUGUUGUCCGCAGUGGGCACCCUCAUGGUGUUCGUGGGCGUCUUGCUGUACAACAAAGCCAAACAAGUGCAGAGGGACACUCUACAAGCUCUCGCCCAGUCGGCAGAUUCAGACCACAGACCCUUGCUUCAAGAGUCCGACCUGAAAGCAGCUGACUGAAGAUGACACUGACAGAUGAGACUUGAAUCUUACAAGGAUUUUUUUUUUUUGUUUUAUAUUUAUUUCAGUUUUCCAAAAGGUGGAGUAUAAGUAUUAUUCCAGCGGCUCCUCGCAGAGUUACCAUUUUGACGUAUUUGAUACCUCACAUGAGUGCUCGUAAGCUCCGAGGGUCUAAUGAGGAGCAGAUGAUUUGUACAGAAUUCACCAGAAGCAAAAUCUACUUUCGCCAUCUUAAUUUUAUGCUAGUUUUGUGAUAAAUUUCUAGAGCUUCUGUACAUUUACAAAUCAGUUCAGCUUCACCACCUUUUUUUUUUCCUCUUGCAUGUAUACAAUCAUAAGCUCCUAGAGAUGAUCUAGUUAACGUGGUGGAAAUGCAGUGAGGGAACGUUAUCAGGAUCAUGUUGGAAAGUUAGUAUUGGACCAGAGAAUUUGUGGGCGGAGAUAAGAAAAAGUAGAGCUGCUGGUUUUACUAUCCAACUGUGACCAUCGGGGGUUUUUAACCCAAGAAAUAAACUGAUCCAGUGGUAUAUGUUCUUUGUCAUAAAAAUCCUCAUAAUUCACUUCUAAAACUUUUUACUUUUUAACAUCACUCUGCUAAUAUUAGAUGUACCACUAGCAGUAUAGCCUGGUCAUUUAACUUUUCAGAAAAAAAACCCAUAAAAUAAUAUGAAGGGGAAAAUACAGUAGUUUCUUUAAUUUCUUGAACUACUUCUUAAAAUAUGAUUUUGAAAAAAUUGGUCCGUUUUUGUGGCCACUAAUGACUAAGGCUGUUAAAAACACAUUUUGACAUUUUAAAGGACAAAAAAAAAAGAUAGCUGACUUUUAAUAAAUGAUCUAGAAAGCUAUAUUUCCAAUAAAGUACACGUUUCCUAUCAUUACAAGCCCUCGGAAUUAUUGCUGACCCAAAAAUAGAUAGAAAAAUAGUAUAUUUAGGGGCCAAAACAUCCCAGACCAUGACUGACCAAAAGGUUAAAGGCACUUUGACGAACAUCUCUGAUCAGUUUCAUAUCUUCCUAUAUCAUUCCUUUUUACACACUAUAAAGUGCUUUAAAGAAAAAAAAAAGUGCUAUAAUUCACCACAUGUAGUCAAAUUUCUGUAAUAUUUUCUGACUUAAAAUUCAAGCUUUAAAUUUCUUGCUCAGAUAAUUUUGCUUCUUUUUAGAAAUCGGUGCUUGACUAUUAGCGAGGGGAAAAAAGUGCCUGUUCAUAAAAACAAACAAAACACUUAGAUAUUAGGAAAAAGUUUAUAAUAAUCUCUACAUUAUUAUUGGAUAUACCUUUUUUUUUUUUUUUUAAGAUUAAAUCUAGAUGCAGUAUAUACCACCUUAAUUUGCGUAGUUCCUCUACAAGCAGAAAUGACCACUUUGUUGUGCAAUGCAACACAGCAUUAAAUGUUAUAUUACAUGAAUAUAUAUUGAUGUAUUGUUGCAUAUCCCUGUUAUUUUACAUAUGUAUUUUUUUCUGAUUGUAGAGAGAUUUGUUCUUUAGUCCAGUAACACAGUUCUGGUUGUUGUACAGGGAUGAUGCACUGCAUCCAUGAGUAUCAAUGCCGAUAAAUAAGCUUUGUACUGUGAUUCGCCGAGAAACCUCUGCCUUAGGGACGAUUUACGGUUUCUACCUGGUUUAUCUGUCUGUUUUUUUUUCCCCAUCUCUGCCUGGCCAAAUGUCUUUGGUUCAUCGCAGGCAGAUUAUUAAUGAUGGAGAACCUGUGAACAGCCCUGCACUUCUGACAGAACCUGUGUUCCUUAGACUACUGAGUUUCACGCCUGUGUAAUAAUCAGUCUGUCAUCUACUCUCCACUCAACUGAGAGCCUCAGAUUGUUGUCUUUUACUUGAUCUACUUUUACUAGAGAUGUUCUUGUAUGACGCUUAGUGUUCUAAACCUGUGUACUGACAUUUCGAUUUCUACAAUCAGCAGCUUUCUUCAGACGGAUAAUUUUCAUUGAUUUUUUUUUCCCCUUGUAAGCGAACAUAUCAAUAUGACCGUCUUCAUAGCAAAAAAAAAAGUUUGUUUCUAUAUUAAUGACUAAUAAGGUUAAAUUUUUAAUUCUGAACAUGUUUGUUUGUUUUUUCUCGAUUGUACACAUUUGUCUGUCUGUGUGUGUGUGUGUGUGUGUGUAUCGAUGAGGUGUACAGCUGUCAUUUUAAAUUUGGAAGAACAAUGUCUCAUGAAUUUAGUCUUAAAUUCGUAUUAAACAGAAUACAACUUUU